Molecule: messenger RNA, 1640 nt
Organism: Vicia villosa (hairy vetch)
Lineage: Eukaryota; Viridiplantae; Streptophyta; Magnoliopsida; Fabales; Fabaceae
Product: probable microtubule-binding protein TANGLED
Exons: 4
Coding region: 126-1481 (451 amino acids)
Biological process (GO): regulation of phragmoplast microtubule organization
Molecular function (GO): microtubule binding
Source: RefSeq, a predicted model, not a curated record
AAUUUGCAAAACAGAGAAAGAUUGAACCGACCGUUACCAUAAUCAUCAUCAUCAUUCAUUCCUUACUUUCAUUUCAUGUUUCUGUCUCUUUCUCUUUCACAACAACGUUAGAAUCAGACACAAAAAUGGUUUCCAAAACACCACUCACACAAAAUAAUAAUAAUAACAUAUUACCUGUUUUUAAUCCAGUUCUAAUCAGAGAAACACUAAACAAGGUGGAUCGUUGCAUGAAUCGACUACAAGAACUUCAGUUCACUGUUUCUGGACUCAAUCUAAGCCCUCGCAGUGCCAGAAAUUAUCUCAGAACAAGUUUAAGGUGCAAGCAAGAAUCCAUUAGGAUCAAGAAUAGUGCACAAAAAACAUCUCCAGUGGGGAAGUUUUCAAAAUCAGAUAAUUUAGGAGGUGAGUGGAGGCAAAUGUCAUUGCCUGCAAUGCUUGUUGGUGAAACUGUCGUAGAAAUUUUGCAGGCAAGUCAGUUUGCUAGAGAAAUGAUCUCUUCCGUUGGUCCGAAACCUGAUCCAAAAACUCCGAUAUCUCGAUCCUCACACCACAAAUCAGACCCUGAAAACACACAACUCAGAGCUAAAAGAAGCAAAGAGAAGGAAAAUAAACAACAGUCUGAUUCGCCUCCAUUACAACCUCAUCGUGUGCGUUCGAGAAUCAACUUCGAAGUGGUCGCUCCCCCGAAAAAAGCAAGAGACUUUGAUAAAGAGAAAGAGAAUAUUAAGCAUUUAGCAAAUAGAGUAUCUCCAAGGAAUAGGCCAUGGUCUAAAAAGACAGUACUGUUUCCCAACCCUUUAUUCUCUUCAACAUCUUCACAUCAGCGAGAGUUUUGCAAGACAAAAUCACCUGUCAUGUCAACAACGCCGCACAAGUUUCGGAUCAAAUCACCAUAUAAGUUUAUGAUUGAGUCACCAAAUAGAGUAACAAAAACAUCUCCUAAGUUUCGGAUAAAAUCGCCUCAUGUGUUUGUGGACGAAUCGCGAAAUAGAGUAACAAAAACACAGCACAAGUUUCGGAAAGAAUCAGAAGAACAUAAGUUUCUGAUCAAAUCACCAAGUAGAGCAAAAACUACAACACCACACAAGUUUCGGAUUGAAUCACCACAUAAGUUUCACAUCAAAACACCACCCUCACCCAAAAGAGCUACAAGAUUGAACUAUCCAAAAAGAUUUGGUGCUGCAUCGACAUCAAGUCGAACCAUCUCUCCUUCUAGAUUGGCUGCACCAACAAAGAGCAAGAAAAGUGUACAGAAGAGUAAUGCAUCAGUGUGUUUGAGUAAAAGUUCUCCAAAGAGCAAGAAAAGUGAUGGAUUGAGUAAGAGUUCUCCAAUGAGAUCAGCUGCAUCAAAGUUGCGGCGAUCGUUCUCUCCUUCGAGACUUGUAACAAAACUAGUGUUACCAUUGAAGAGCAAGAAAAAUGAUGGUUUAUUGAAACAGCGGCCACCAACAACAGUGCACUUGUCUGGUCCAAGAUUUUAAGAACAUAGUGUGAUAUGUUUUCAAUUUUUGUGUUUUUUUUUUUUUUCCAUAAGGAUGUCAAGCUCCUUAAGAAAUUCUAUACUGUGUCUCUAUACUAUACUAAACACUUUUUUGUUUUUCAUGUCAAUGCAGAAUUUGACCAUAUUUAUAUACUGGGAA